CUUCAUGCUGAAAAGAUACUUUUUUUUUCUCUAUUGAAAAAAGACCUUGAAGGAGAAAAAAAAUAUUCACACAACUCAGAAGACUUUCUGGGUUAAAAUAACUGCUUGGCUUGAGACAUCAGUAGCAGCUUUCACACUGACCAGUCUUAUAAGCCGCGGAGCCACUUUGAGAGAGGAUGGGAAAAAGAAGAAAAAAGGAUGACUGGUCUGUACUGCCGUGGUGCCUUUGAAGCUUGUAUUACAGUAGAAUGAGACCUCUGUCAGUGGCUGAAUGGACUGUGCUUCUUGGCUGUGACAGAGUGUCAGCCUCUCAAACCCAAAGGGAGAGCAGUGCUGCAUCUCUACGCAAAAAAAAAGACCCAAAUAAAAGAGUCAAUAUUGAUACCAUCCUUUCUAUACGUACGCACGGCGUGGAUGAUCUUUAAAGUGGGAGUUCAGCUGAGCCUUGAGACUCCAUAACAAGUUGAUGUGAUUAGUGCGCGUUCACGACUCCGAGUCAGUGGAUUUGGAGGUCCGUGUCGGGUUUUGGCGCAUGCCUGCGCGCAGACGGCUCCUGCAGACGACAGCCCGCUCUCCUCUGCGCCGCACCAGCGCUGUUCGCUGGAAGCCCGCUCCGCUGCGCUCCGUGCUGCUUCCACCAACAGUCUGUGUGCGGGAUCUCUUCCACAGGCGAGCCGCUGAAACUUGCCCACUGAUUCAGAGGAGCCAGAGGAGCUGCGCCUUCAAGUGUUUCCCCUUCUCCCUUCAGCAGAGACUGUUGUCCCUCUCAGCCACUCAUUUGUAUUUUUUUUAAUCUUCCAAUAUAUAUAUUUUUGUGUUGAAUUUUCUUCUGGUUCCUGCGCUGCUUCUUGUAUGUGGCUGCACCUGGAUUGACUGCGCAGGAGCGCCGAGAGCAGCUGGGCUCCGCAAAGGCGCAGAUGAGUGCGUUCUGAGCGCAAAGCAACACCUUGCAUGCCAUGGAAGUGUGCGUCCGGCGCGGGGGGACGCGCGGGCUGAGAGGGGGAUCCGCCGCCUGAGAAGCACUUUCUGUCCCACAGAAGGGGAGCAUGCCUCAGACCUGCAGGAGCUCUGCAGAGGACUUCCCAUCUGACUGUCAUUUUUACUUUUUUCCAAUUUCAUUUUUAUGACUUCUUCUUCUUUUUUUCAACUGCUUUUCAAGAAAGGUGAGAGGAUCAAUGAUGAGCGCCUCUGAGACCAGUUGGCUUGGACUUUUCUAAUCAGAACCUGUUAGUAACAACACAAACCUGUCACUACUCAUCAAUAGCCAGCACCAUGGCAUGCUCCCUGUGGAAACUACACACCUUGUGCUGGUUUCUCAUCACUCUGGCUCAAGUACACUCUUCACAAGGGUUCAGUCGAGCUGCGCUGCCAUUCGGCUUAGUACGGAGAGAACUGUCUUGUGAGGGUUACCCCAUCGAUCUGCGGUGUCCGGGAAGUGAUGUCAUUAUGAUCGAGAGUGCAAACUACGGCCGAACGGACGAUAAGAUCUGUGAUGCCGACCCUUUCCAGAUGGAGAACAUCAACUGCUAUCUUCCAGACGCUUUCAAAAUCAUGUCACAGAGAUGCAACAAUCGGACCCAGUGUAUCGUAAUCACGGGUUCAGACGUCUUCCCUGACCCCUGCCCCGGGACGUACAAGUACCUGGAGGUCCAGUAUGAGUGUGUGCCCUACAAAGUGGAGCAAAAAGUUUUUCUUUGUCCCGGGACUCUGAAAGCUGUCGGUGAUCCUUCCUUUCUGUUUGAAGCGGAGCAACAAGCUGGGGCCUGGUGUAAAGACCCGUUGCAAGCUGGCGACAAGAUCUACUUCAUGCCGUGGACUCCUUACAGAACAGACACUCUAAUCGAGUAUUCCUCCCUGGAUGACUUCCAGAAUUCUCGACAAACGAUCACCUACAAACUACCGCACCGCGUGGACGGGACGGGAUUUGUAGUCUAUGACGGUGCUGUGUUUUUCAACAAGGAGCGCACGCGCAACAUUGUGAAGUUUGACCUCCGAACUCGAAUUAAAAGCGGUGAAGCGAUCAUCAAUAAUGCCAACUACCACGACACUUCGCCGUACAAGUGGGGAGGUAAAACAGACAUUGACCUGGCGGUGGAUGAGAACGGGCUUUGGGUGAUCUACGCCACAGAGCAGAACAACGGCAUGAUGGUGAUCAGCCAACUCAACCCCUACACGCUACGAUUCGAGGCCACGUGGGAGACCACCUACGACAAACGCUCAGCCUCCAAUGCCUUCAUGGUCUGUGGAGUACUCUAUGUGGUCCGCUCCACCUAUGAAGACAAUGAAAGCGAGGUCAGCAAGAGCCUGAUCGAUUAUAUUUACAACACCAAACUAAACCAUGGGGAAUACGUUGAUAUCCACUUUCCCAACCAGUACCAGUACAUUGCAGCUGUGGAUUAUAAUCCCAGAGAUAACCAGCUCUAUGUUUGGAAUAACUUCUACAUUCUGAGAUACAACUUGGAGUUUGGCCCACCCGAUCCAGCUCAUGCACCGCCGCUGUCAGAAGUAACCACAUCUCUUCAGUCGCAGAGAACAACAACCACCUCCACAACAACCACACUGCACUGGGGUGUGGCCAACACCACCACCACAACCGUGCAGAGAGAAGGCAGCAGGGGAGCGCCGCGGCCGCCUCCCGCCAUUCCACAAACGACCUCGCCUCCCGUGCUGGAGUCCUUCCCUCUGCCGGAGCGCUUCUGCAAGGCUGCGGAGAAAAGAGAAAUCAUGUGGCCUCAGACCCAGAGGGGCAUGCUCGUGGAGCGGCCUUGUCCUAAGGGGACGCGAGGCACAGCUUCUUAUUUAUGUGUUCUUUCUACGGGGGAUUGGCACCCAAAGGGCCCUGAUCUCAGCAACUGCACCUCUCACUGGGUCAACCAAGUGGCCCAGAAGAUCCGCAAUGGAGAAAAUGCUGCUAACUUAGCCAACGAGUUAGCCAAGCACACCAAAGGGCCCAUAUAUGCCGGGGACGUCAGCUCCUCGGUGCGCCUGAUGGAGCAGCUGGUCGACAUCCUGGAUGCUCAGCUGCAGGAGCUCAGACCCAGCGAGAAGGAUUCGGCGGGGCGGAGCUUCAACAAGCUUCAAAAGAGAGAAAGGACAUGCAGAGCGUACAUGAAGGCCAUUGUGGACACAGUAGACAACCUUUUGCGUCCGGAGGCCCUAAAGUCCUGGCAGGACAUGAACAGCACCGAGCAGACCCACGCUGCCACCAUGUUACUGGAUACUCUGGAGGAAGGGGCCUUUGUCCUCGCCGACAACCUCAUGGAACCCGCCAUCGUCAAGGUCCCCGCAGACAAUAUAAUUCUGGAUGUGUACGUUCUGAGCACGGAUGGUCCAGUCCAGGACUUUAAAUUUCCACAAUCAAACAGGAAUGGAAUCUCCAUCCAGCUCUCUGCCAACACCGUUAAACUCAACAGCCGCAAUGGGAUCGCCAAGUUGGUUUUUGUGCUUUACAAAAACCUGAGCCAGUUUCUCAGUACGGAAAACGCCACCAUCAAGAUGGCAAACGAGGCGUACGGUCGCAACGUGUCGGUGGCCGUCAAUUCUGACAUCAUUGCAGCUUCGAUCAACAAAGAGUCCAGCCGUGUAUUCAUCAACGAGCCGGUGAUUUUCACCUUAGAGCACAUCGACAUGGAGCACUACUUCAAUGCCAAUUGCUCCUUUUGGAAUUACUCCGAAAGGAGUAUGACGGGCUACUGGUCCACCCAAGGCUGCAAACUCCUCAACUACAACAAAACGCACACCACCUGCUCCUGCAGCCACCUCACCAACUUCGCCGUCCUCAUGGCACACCGUGAAAUCUCAGCCAACAUUAGGGAGCAUCACGAGCUCCUCCUCUCCGUCAUCACUCGCGUGGGCAUCGUGGUGUCCCUGGUCUGCCUCAGCAUCUGCAUCUUCACCUUCUGCUUCUUCCGGGGCCUGCAGAGCGACCGCAACACCAUCCACAAGAACCUGUGCUUAAAUCUCUUCAUUGCUGAGUUAAUAUUCCUAAUUGGGAUCGAUAUGACAGAACACAGGAUCGGAUGUGCCAUCAUAGCGGGGAUCCUCCACUUCUUCUUCCUGGCUUCCUUCUCCUGGAUGUGUCUCGAAGGCGUCCAGCUGUACCUCAUGCUCGUGGAAGUGUUUGAGAGCGAAUACUCACGGAAAAAGUACUACUACGUGUCGGGCUACCUCUUCCCCGCCAUCGUGGUUGGCGUCUCCGCAGCGAUAGACUAUAGGAGCUACGGGACCGAGAAAGCCUGCUGGCUAAGAGUGGACAAUCAUUUCAUAUGGAGUUUUAUCGGACCCGUCACCUUCAUUAUCAUGCUCAAUCUCAUCUUCCUGGUGAUCACAAUGUACAAAAUGGUGAAGCACUCUACCACCCUGAAACCAGACUCUAGCCGACUGGAGAAUAUUAAUAAUUAUCGCGUUUGUGAUGGCUACUAUAACACAGAUUUGCCUGGUUAUGAAGAUAAUAAACGGUUUAUCAAAUCCUGGGUCAUGGGGGCUUUCGCUCUGCUAUGCCUGCUGGGUCUCACCUGGUCCUUCGGCCUCUUCUUCAUCAGUGAGGCCUCCAUCGUCAUGGCUUACCUCUUCACCAUAUUCAACACCUUCCAAGGGAUGUUUAUCUUUAUUUUCCACUGUCUUCUUCAGAAAAAAGUUCGUAAAGAGUACAGUAAGAGCUUCCGUCACACGUACUGCUGUGGCGGGCUGACUGCCACAGAGAGCUCGCAUGGCUCCGCUAAGACUUCAGCCACACGGACCAGCGCACGCUACUCUUCUGGUACACAGAGUCGUAUCAGGAGAAUGUGGAAUGACACCGUAAGAAAGCAGUCUGAGUCCUCCUUUAUCUCAGGUGACAUCAACAGCACCUCCACCCUUAACCAAGGAAUGACGGGGAAUUACCUACUAACAAAUCCUCUUCUGCGACCACAAGGCACUAACAACCCUUAUAACACCUUACUGGCUGAGACAGUCGUGUGUAACACCCCCACAGCUCCAGUCUUUAACUCUCCAGUGACCUACAGAGAGACAAGACACUCACUGAACAACGCAGUGAGGGAUACAAGUGCAAUGGAUACACUACCGCUAAAUGGUAACUUUAACAAUAGCUACUCUCUUCGUAAUGGGGACUUUGAUGAGAGCGUGCAGGUGGUGGACUGCGGCCUCAGUCUGGACGACGCUGCCUUCGAGAAAAUGAUCAUAUCCGAGCUCGUGCACAACAACCUGCGUGCCUGUAACAAAAGUCAGCAACAGCCCUCCACGUUACGCCCUCCACUCCGCCACCAGCAGCCUCCGCAGUACCACCAUCACCACCACACGGAGCGGGCUCCGCCCAAGGUGACGGUGGUAGGCGGCCGCACCGGCGGCGGCGACGGCCCCUCCAUUGUGGCUGACGCUUCGUCUCUGGUGCACGUGAGCGACGCGGUGGGCCUGGAGCUGCACAACCAGCGGGAGCUGGAGGCGCCUCUCAUCCCUCAGCGGACUCACUCGCUUCUGUACGCGCCCCAGAAGAAAGUGAAGACCGACGGGGAAGUGGACACCUUGGUCAGCCAGCUGACGCCCACCAACCCCGACGAUAACCUGGAGUCCCCAAACAGAGACUCCUUGUAUACUAGUAUGCCUAAUCUGAGAGACUCUCCGUGUCCAGAGAGCAGCCCCGACGUGGUGGAGGAUUUGUCCCCCACGAAGAGGAGCGACAGCGAGGACGUUUACUACAAGAGCAUGCCGAACAUGGGGGCUGGCCACCAACUCCAAGCCUAUUAUCAGAUAGGAAAGGAGAACGAUGGUUACAUCAUCCCCGUCACAAAAGAAGACUGCAUCCCGGAAGGUGACGUGCGGGAAGGACAGAUGCAAUUAGUGACCAGCCUUUAAACGUAUUGUAAUCAACCCCGAACAGUCUUCACUCAGACCUGACGCCGGUGAAGGCGAAGGGGGGGAGGUGGUUGUUUUCAUUUUAAGGAGAACUUAAACACGCACGCUCUCCAUUUGCAAACUUCCCCAACCGUCCAUCUGCAACCUUCUUUCUCCACUAAAUCACUCCGGUCUUUUUCUCUUCCCAGCAAAUCGUAUGGACUCGGAGCACCGCGGUGCAAAGUUUAAAGAGACUGUACAUACAAUGCAGAGUCAGAUUUCAAUUUAAGAGACAAGCCAACAAUGUAUUUAAAUGUGCUGCUGCUGUUGAAGAAUUGAGAAAACUUUUAAGAUAAGAAAAUAAAAAAACACAAAAAAACAUAUAUAAAAUUUAAAAAAGAAUAAAAAAAAGAAGAAGAGCAACAUUUCUAGCUACAUCCUAUCAGCAGUUUUCCUGGUUGUACAUACACUCCCCAACAUCCAAGUCUUUUUUUUUUUUUAACUGUAGAUGAUCCUCCAUCCCCGGACCAGGACAUGUUUGUGAAAUGUUCCGGAUAAGGUUGUGGCCACUCCCCCAUCACUAUGAAGUUUGGAUUGUAAAACCACUAGCAAUCAAGCCCCUGGCCUUAUCUUUUCUCAGCUGUAACUUGAACUGUUGUCAAGGAAAACUGCUCAAAUAUAUAUUUUGUUGUAUUGCUAGUGUAAAAUAAAAAUCCAUGGCAAACCAUAACUAUAAAGAAACCUUUUAAUUGCAAAAUUUUAAGAGCCUAUUGUGUAGAGGUUGCACAUAUGUUAUACAGUGUGUUUAUGGUUCCAACACUUCAUUCAUGGUGGUACGUUUGAACGUAAAGGCUUUGAAAAGAGAGGAGCGAUGAUUCAUCUUCACAUUCUCCACUUGUGAACAGUGUUUUUUGCUUCAUGAGUUUGGUUGAUAUUGCUCAUUGUAAUGUUCGUCUUACUUUGCCAAAGUGGCAUUACUUUAGUAGAGUGGGAUUACAACAAAAACCCGAUUAAGAUCAUUUUAUGCAUUGCACAGUUUUUUGUGUAAUCCAAACAGAUAUUUUUAAAAGUCACACAUAGUGUUGGGCGAGAGUUUUGACGAUAAAGUUUUUAUCAUAAAUGUUGUUCUUCCGCUCGGGUUUGGAUAUUUUAUUUAUUGAAGAAUCUUUCCCAGAAAUGGAUGGGAAAUGUGUGAAUAUUUUCCAGCACUGGUAUACAUGCUGUACUGUAGCUCAUGUUUUCUAUGUAAACAUAAGGGGCUCAUCACUUAAGACUGAUGUAAAGUUCAACACUUGUUUAACGAAUACAAUAAAUGUGAGAUUUUUUGUCAAAUACCAGUUGCUUUUUAAUGGUUUGUGUUUUUGCUACGAUUUUAGAAAAUGAGGUUCGAUUAUUUUGCUAUGGACAAAAUGACACUUUCGACUCAGGUUACAAGUACGCCCCGAGCACCUUGAAAGGUCAGUUGAUUAAUCUGUUCCUGGAGGAUUUAUUUGCUUAUUUUUUUUAUGUUUGUUUUCUUCGAUCGCUGCAGAGUAGAGUGAGCUCAUGCCACCGUGUGUUAGAGAAGCCAAAUCAUGUCCAUGUGAUUCAAAGAUGACAAACUCAGGUAGGAGAGUUGCAUUGUAAAUGUUCCUCUGUGUGGUUGUUACACUAAUAAAGGCUCAAAAAUGA
This is a messenger RNA of Oryzias melastigma (Indian medaka), 7500 nucleotides long. It is a transcript of the gene adgrl2a, whose product is annotated as adhesion G protein-coupled receptor L2a. Gene Ontology annotation, biological process: cell surface receptor signaling pathway; brain development; adenylate cyclase-activating G protein-coupled receptor signaling pathway. The record is from RefSeq and is a predicted model, not a curated record. The transcript has 26 exons. Lineage: Eukaryota; Metazoa; Chordata; Actinopteri; Beloniformes; Adrianichthyidae. Gene Ontology annotation, molecular function: G protein-coupled receptor activity; carbohydrate binding. Bases 1273 to 5850 code for a protein of 1525 amino acids. Gene Ontology annotation, cellular component: membrane; neuron projection.